This is a messenger RNA of Moneuplotes crassus, 1044 nucleotides long. The record is from the annotation of a GenBank genome assembly. NCBI's taxonomy places the organism in Eukaryota, Ciliophora, Spirotrichea, Euplotida, Euplotidae.
AUGUUUAAAUACACUAAGGUUCUACUCAUCGUUAAUCCUUUUCAUAAGGAAAGUCAUCCUGUGUUCUUGCAGACUUUAAUCACCUUGCAAAGCAAGGGGUUGAAGUGAUUCUUAGAGAAACCUGUUCUUGCAAAGCUUUUAGACCCUGCUUCGUUUGGAAGCUAUGAAGAGACAGAGCAUAUUGAUAUUGAUGCGAUUGAACCUCUUAUCACUACUAGAGAAGAAGUGGAACUCGCAAUUGCUUUUGGAGGGGACGGAACUAUCCUUCAUUUCUCUAAGCUUUAUUACAACUCAGCUUUCCCUGCUCCUGACCUGCUUGCUUUCAACUUCGGAUCACUUGGUUACCUAUGCUCUUUCGAAGUUGAAGACGUUUCUUGCGUCCUUCGGUAUAUCUUUGGGUGGAAGUUUGAUAAGAUUAAGCAAGAAAAACUUGUGGAAGGACCUGAAGGAAUCUGAAUAACAAGGAUGAAGAGACAGAGAUUGGCAAUAAACCUUCUUAAAGCAGAAGGAAGUAUGUUCGAGCUCCAGUCAUUUCACUUUGAAGGUGGGAAAUCUCUCGAAGCAUGAACUGCUGAGUUCAACGCUCUGAAUGAAAUCAACUUGACUUCCAGAACAGCUCUUGAGAAUGUAAAAUUAGAGGUUGCAAUCAAUGGUAAAUAUUUGACUACUUAUGAAGGAACAGGACUAGUUUUCUCAACUCCUACAGGCUCUACAAGCUAUAAUUUGUCUCUUCAUGGUUCUAUCAUCCACAAUGAUGUUGAAUGAAUUGGAAUGAUAGCUAUCUGAAAUACAGCAUCAAUCUCAAUGAAGCCUCUGAUCCUACCUGCUGAUAUUGAAAUUACAGUAAAGAACGUCUCAGACGAUCCUGAAGCUAUCAGCCAAGGUAUAUGUGACGGAAGUCUUAUAUUCAAAUUCAACCCUGGAGAUACUGUCUGAAUCUCAGGUUCAAAGUCAUACAUCCCUCAGCUGAUGAAGACUAGACGAGAUCCUACUAAAGACUGGAUGUUACGACUCAAGGAAAAACUGAGCUUGUUUGAGUACUAA